GCUGUGUAUCACGCCGCUGUUGAAGAACUACUCAAACCUUUAUAAAGAAAUGCAGCCGUUGAAACUCAUACAGGACCUCAAGAAAAUAUUAUAUUUCAUGUAAAUGUUCAUAGUUUUGUUUGUCUAUGUAAAUCAAAAUAAUACGAAAACGGUUGCGUAAAAAAAGAGUAGAAUAUAGAUCCGCGGAUGUAGAGAUUCAAACACACUUGUUGCUCUUUCCGCAGGAAGUGAAGCACGUCGUUAGCUGAGUUGGUUUUCUGGAUGCAGCUUCUAAACUAAACCUUUUCGAUAUUUGACAUAACUAUCACCUAUAAUGACUGGCGGCAGCUUUGGAUAUGCACAAUUUACAAAUGGACUAAUUUGCUUUUGGCGGACAUCAAUAAGGGAUAUAUGUAUCCAACUCAUGGAUGGCCUCUUAUCCACUACAUUUUUGAUGGGCAAAGUUUAGAGACAACGGGACAUAUAUUUCUGGAUCAAGGAAGUACUCCUUGCCAAAGGACUUUGAAACAUGCCCUUGCCAUUCGGCUUAAAACUCAAAAGAACUCGAAGGUAUACUGUCUCAAGCAAGAGCUGUCUGGUCACCCGCAUUCAGCUGCUCAAUGGUGAAUUUGUUGAGUUUACUCUUUCUGUGGAGAGCACCGGCCAGGAAUGUUUGGAGGCAGUUGCACAGAGACUUGAGUUACGAGAGAUAACGUACUUCAGCCUAUGGUACUUCAACAAGCAGAACCAGCAGCGAUGGAUCGAUCUGGAGAAGCCCCUGAAGAAGCAGCUGGACAAGUACGGCCUGGAGCCCACCGUCUACUUCGGAGUGGUCUUCUACGUGCCCUCCGUAGGCCAGCUGCAGCAGGAGAUCACUAGAUAUCAGUAUUAUCUCCAGUUGAAGAAGGAUGUUCUCGAAGGCCGAAUCCCUUGCUCCAUAGAACAGGCCAUCCGCCUGGCUGGCUUGGCAGUGCAAGCUGACUUCGGAGACUUCAAUCGUUACGAUUCACAGGAGUUUCUUCAGAAGUUUGUGCUCUUUCCUAUCGGCUGGAUCCAGGAUGAGAGAGUACUGGAAGAGGCCACUCAGAAAGUGGCUGUGCUUUACCAGAACUACAGGGGGUUGCCUGCCCCAGAGGCUGAGAUGUUGUACAUGCAGGAGGUGGAGAAGAUGGAGGGCUAUGGCCAGGAGAGUACCCCAGCCAAGGACAGCCAAGGCACUGAUAUCCUCCUUGGGGCCUGUCUGGAUGGCAUUUUUGUCAAGCACAAAAACGGCAGGCCACCCCUUGUAUUCAAGUGGAAUGAAAUUAACAACAUGACUCACAAUAAGUCCUUCUUUGCCCUGGAGCUGACCAACAAAGAGGAGAGCGUGCAGUUCCAGACCGAAGACCUGGAAACCUCCAAAUAUGUGUGCCGGAUGUGUCUGGCCAGGCACAAGUUUUAUAAGAUCAACAAGAGCAGCCUAGAGGAGUCUGACCCCCCUUCGCCUUCUGAGGGCUCCCAGAAGUCCAUUCUCACUCUUUCCUUUCCUCGCUUUCCUUUUCUGCCUUCUAACAAGGGCCAAACCCAGCCUACUGCUGUGAACCCGGUGAGACGCCGAUCCUCCACCAGGAUGUCUCUGCCAAAGCCCCCGCCCUACAUGUUGCCCCCGCCACAGAUGCACUACAAUGGUCACUUCACUGAGCCUUACACAUCCUCACAAGACAACCUGUACAUGAACAGUCAGCACGGCUACUACUACCACUCCCAGACCAGCCUGGACCGCUCACCACUCGAAUACGGCAACAGCGGCGGUGGGAACGGGCGGCUGCGUAACGGCAGCGUGUACAGUGCCCACAGCACCAGCUCCCUCACCAACCCCCAGCACUACAUGCAGCCCUCGCCCAUGUCCUCCAACCCCUCCAUCACAGGAAGUGACAUCACCCGGCCCGACUACGUGCCCUCGCACCGCCACAGCGCACUCAUCCCCCCCUCCUACCGUGCCACCCCGGACUACGAGACGGUCAUGAGGCAGAAGAACCGGGGAGGUGGAGGGGGCAUGGUGCAUGGCCACGAGCACCGCCAGAGCCACUCCAUGAGGAACCUGAACAUUGGGAACUCGUAUGCCUACAGCAGGCCGGACCCCCUGGUCUACAGCCAGCCGGAGAUCAGAGGAGAGCAUGGUGGAGGAGGAGCGCACCACCACUACCCCUUCCAUCUCAACUCCAGCUUCCACAGCCCCUCGCCAUACCCCUACCCCACGGAGAGGAGGCCGGUGGUGGGGGCGGUUAGUGUGCCCGAGCUGACCAACGUCCAGCUGCAGCAGGCGCAGGAGUAUCCUGCGGCCAAUAUCAUGAGGACCCAAGUGUACCGCCCUCCACCCCCCUACCCAUACGGCGCCCACCCACGGCCCGCCAACAGCACGCCGGACCUGUCUCGCCACCUGUAUGUGAGCAGCAGCAACCCGGACCUGAUCAUUACGCGGCGCGUUCACCACUCGGUCCAGACCUUCCAGGAGGACAGUUUGCCUGUAGCCCAUUCCCUGCAGGAGGUAUCCGAGCCCCUGUUCCUGGCUGGACCCCCACAACACCACCCCCACCAACACAACGCACACAAACGCAACUCCAUCGAGAUUGCCGGCCUGGCUUACAGCCUGGAGGGUAUGAGGGUCAAGGAAAGGACUGUAUCUGCCUCGGCCGCAGACACCCCCCCUCUGGCCCCACAUGGCCCCUCCUCAGGCUCCCAGCUCAACGUGUUCCUGGAGCGGACCAAGUCAGAGGACGGGGGGGAGGGGAAAGAGGACGUUCGCUACGGCCACAAGAAGUCCCUGUCAGACGCCACCAUGCUGGUGCACAGCAGCGAGGAAGAGGAGUUUGAGGAUGAGAGCGGACGCCACACCCCCCAAUCCCACGAUGCACUAUUGUCCGGGCCUGACCCGCAGCAGCUUCUAACAAAUCUGGGCCAGAUUUCCCUGGAGCCCCCGCCCGCAUAUCCCAUUGGCUCCUUCCUUGACCCUGUCCUGUCUGGCCUCCCGGCCUAUCAGGUGCACCCACUGAUCCAGGAGGCUGAGUCACUGUACCUGUUUGAGGGUGGGCAGACUGGCAGGAUGGUGCCCUCGAUGUCGGAUAGUGACAUCAGUGGGCAGAACAAACCGAAGACCAAGAAGGAUUUCAUCAAGAAGAGGCCUGUGUCAGACGUUCCUGCUGGGAAGAAACCCAUUGAUGGCCUGCCUCCUGCCGGCAUGAAGAAGCGGGCUGAGCUGAAGAAGAUGGGUCCUCUGAAGGUGGCGGCCCUCAACGGCCUGACCCUGUCCAGGCUGCCCAUGCACGAGGGGGGCAAGGACCAACCUGAGAAGGCCUCCAACGACGAGAGGUGUAAGGUGCUGGAGCAGCGUAUGGAGCAGGGCAUGGUGUUCACAGAGUACGAGCAGGUGGCCAAGCGGCGUCCGGCAGGCGACUGCAGCAUCGCCCAGCUGCCGGAGAGCGGCGAGAGGAACCGCUUCCAGGACGUGCUGCCCUAUGACGAUACGCGUGUGGAGCUGGUGCCCACCAAGGAGAACAACACGGGCUACAUCAACGCCUCGCACAUCAGGAUUACGGUGGGCGGAGACGAGUGGAGCUACAUCGCCUCCCAGGGCCCUCUUUCUAACACCUGUCUGGACUUCUGGCAAAUGGUGUGGGAACAGGGUGUGGCCAUAAUCGCCAUGGUUACAGCUGAAGAGGAGGGUGGCAGGGAGAAGAGUUUCCGCUACUGGCCACGGCUGGGCUCUCGCCACAACACGGUGACAUACGGACGCUUUAAAAUCACCACGCGCUUCAGGACGGACUCGGGCUGCUAUGCCACCACGGGCCUGAAGAUCAAACACCUGCUGACAGGCCAGGAACGCACCGUAUGGCACCUGCAGUACACAGACUGGCCCGACCACGGCUGCCCCGAGGACUUCAAGGGCUUCCUCUCGUACCUGGAGGAGAUCCAGUCAGUGAGGAGACACACCAACAGCACCAGCGACCCAAAGAACACCAACCUACCCGUGCUGGUCCACUGUAGUGCUGGAGUGGGCCGCACCGGGGUGGUCAUACUCACUGAGAUUAUGAUCGCCUGUCUGGAACACAACGAGAUGCUGGACGUCCCGACCGUCCUGAACAUGCUCCGGCAGCAACGCAUGAUGAUGGUGCAGACCAUCUCACAAUACACCUUCAUUUACAAAGUUCUUAUCCAGUUCCUUCGCAACUCCAGGCUAAUCUAAGCGCAAACCUCAGCAGCCCCCCCCCCAAAGGUUUGUGUCGGCCACGAGGAGGCAUCUGUGGCCUUUAGCUCCAAAAUGGUGGUGCUGGUGGAUGGUCCUUUUUCGAAGUGUUAAUGGAGGCGAGACUGCGAUAAAACUUGACAAUGAAAGGAUCGCAUGACUUUGUGCGUGUCCGCCUCUUGAAGAGUAUUAUUAAGAUUUCACUGUAGGAUUUUUUUACACUACACAAUUACUGACAUGAAACCCAGCACUUGAAACCCAGACAUGAAACCCAGCACUCUGAUUAUUGUAUAUCAAUAUCAUUAAUUACAGAUAUUUGUUUAUCACAGAUUUUAGUUUUGACGAUUUGUGUGCUGUGCUGGAUGAUGGUCUUUAUAAAGAAGGACUUGACUAAUGUUUUGAUUGAGAAUUCCUGGAGGAAGUUAAAAUCACACUUUGAUUA
Molecule: messenger RNA, 4643 nt
Organism: Salmo salar (Atlantic salmon)
Lineage: Eukaryota; Metazoa; Chordata; Actinopteri; Salmoniformes; Salmonidae
Source: RefSeq, a predicted model, not a curated record